AUUUUCUAUACUUUUGAGGCAUAAGCAAUUUGAAAACACUUCUAACCAGGCGCAAAAAUCGUGUUACAUAGUAAUUAUCUGCACGUAUACGGCGUAUGUACCGCUUUUAAGCAGGAAUACAUUAUGCAAAAGAAUAAAUGUUCUCCACCUCCCAUAAACAUGACUCAUUGGGAUUUUUUUUAUUACCUGGCAGCACUUGGCUCAUGGCUUUCAACCUAUCAGAGUGGCUGAUGAAAAAAAUACCCAACCCAGCAGUGCCAAGGCCCUAUAAGUUCUCAGCAAGAGCCAUACAGCACAGGUGUGUGUCUGCUAUGUACACACACGUUCUCAGAGAGCGCUUAUAACACUUUUACCACUUUGUUCAAGCCAUGGAGGGGAACGCAGCUCUCAACAGCACAUCAGAGGGCCCUGGCCUGCUGGAGUCUGGUUACGGUUCUGGUGAAAAUGCCUCUGGGAAAUAUUCGGCGGAUUACAUGAAAAACCUGAAGCGGUAUUCGUCGGUAAAGACCGUGGCACAGAGCUUCCUGGAUGUGGCCCUGCUCAUGGCAAACGCCUCACAGCUGAAGUCGGUGAUGGAUUCUGGAACUGAAUUCAAGUACUUCAAGCCUCUCCUGGGCAUGCUGGCUCUAUCCAUCUCCUUGCAGAUUCUCGUCGGGUUAUUCCUCAUCUGUAUUGUGAUCUCUGACCUGAAGAAUGAAAAGCAAAGGCUAAAUGGGAGACGCUCGGACAUUCUCAACACCCUGGCAACGUCAAUAACUUUCCUCAUCGUGGUGAUCAACAUCUUCAUAACAGCAUUUGGCACUCAUAACUGAUGCUGAACACCCUUGGCUGUAGCCCUCUCAAUAGAAAAAAAUUAACCAUAUUUGCUUGUGAAAAUUUUUUUUAUAGAAAAUUUUAGGCUCCCACUAAUCCUUUCUUUGAAAAAAAUAGUAAUUUCAUCCACUCUGUGGUAGCGCAAGUCUGUAGUCCAAUACUUUGGAAGAGCUGUUUGAUAUACGCAAUACUUUUUGAGAAUCAUCUUCGUCACCAAUGCUGUGAGUCUUUCGCAACACUCUUCACUUUUUUUGUAAAUUUUCUUCUAUUUUUUUUCGCCUUUCGUUACGUCUGAAAAGAGGAAAUGUGAUGCACAUGCAUAAAUGUAAGUGUUUUUACUUAAUACAUGUUUGUAAAAGUUAUGUUGAGUUACAAUAAAUGUUUGCUCGAGUUAUUUUCAUUUAUUUUCGUGGUCAAUUUUGGUAUCUUAUGGGUUUCCAGAAAUGGAACCCCAAUUUAUAAAAUUGCGCCCUAUUGGAAACGGGGGUUUAACUUAUGACGGCUCGACUUGGGACCGUCUUCUAGGAACCAAUUAGGUCGUCGGUGCGGGGGUCGUCUGCAGGAGGGAAAUGCUAAAUGUGUAAUAACAAUUACUACAAUGUGUGUUUGAAUUGAGUUUGGUGAUGAUUUUACGACCAUGGAAGUGGUGGUGAUGGUGAAGAAUUCAAGAGGAUGACUCCUCGGGAGAUGCACGUGUUUUGUAACAGCGCACAGUUAUAAUUUUAGCACUCUGGGAGCACUAGCCACAAUACUUUCCCUGAUUGCACUCGUGUUCUUUUUAAUGUACCUCAGUCGACUCGUUUAUACAUUUUGGUAUAAACGAGUAAGUAAGUAUAAAGUAAAAAAUAAGUGCACAAUAGCAAGUUCAGAGCGGGAUUACUGCGAGGCUGAGGACUAAGCGGGCGGUUGAGGAGUGCCGAACUGAUUCGGGCAGCUUCAAAUGUGUAAUGAGUGACUUUCGCGACACGUCAUGUAGAGGGUACUUCUUUUAUUUCUCACACGGGCACAACACAGGCCAACAUUAUUCUUCUCACUCUGAGAUAUUAACGUCUCUACUGGCUACACACACAGCCGAUCACUCGGCGUGGUCCCACCGCCCUCGGCUACGCCGCUGGCUGACAGUGUGACGAGGAUUGCGAUGGAAACCCCGCAAGAGAUCUUCCUUAUUACCGGACGACGGAGAGAGAUGACGGCGAGCAGCGAUGCAGUCCGGACCCAAGAAUCCACACGCGAAC
This is a messenger RNA of Petromyzon marinus (sea lamprey), 2048 nucleotides long. The record is from RefSeq and is a predicted model, not a curated record. NCBI's taxonomy places the organism in Eukaryota, Metazoa, Chordata, Hyperoartia, Petromyzontiformes, Petromyzontidae.